This is a messenger RNA of Aphanomyces invadans, 2410 nucleotides long. RefSeq lists its product as hypothetical. The record is from RefSeq and is a predicted model, not a curated record. The coding region runs from base 12 to 2093 and encodes 693 amino acids. The transcript is spliced from 7 exons. NCBI's taxonomy places the organism in Eukaryota, Oomycota, Saprolegniomycetes, Saprolegniales, Verrucalvaceae.
CGCUCGUUGACAUGGCUCGUGGCGCGAGCAAGGCCGAGCUUGAGGCCGAGGUCGAAAAGCUUCGGGAGUACAAGGUCCUCACAAAGCUUCGCAUGAAGCAAGCUGCAGAGAAGCUAGCGAGCUAUCGUGUACAACUGGAGGAAUGCCAGGCGGCGGUGGAGUCUCUAAAGGAAACAGUUGUGUCGCAGCACCAAACGAUCGAAGGACAUGAGAAGACAAUUCGAGCCCUCACGGACACGGUUGCAGCUCUGAAAUCAUCGGACUCGACUGCUAUCGCGGUAUCACAGCCGACCUGCCAACCGACCCAUGUUGAGGCUACAGAACCCCGCACCGACCCAUGGGCAUCUUUGGCUUCUUCCUCCUCGUCCGACGAAGGCGAUGACGGCGAAUCUGCCUCCAUCACUGCGAUAGCAACUGCCAUCGCCGAAACUACCACCGUCGAGACUGUUUCCACCACACAUGCCGCCACCGCGACCCCGAAAUCGGCGAGCAGCACAUCUUCUUCAUCUUCGUCAUCGUCGUCUUCAUCUUCCGAUGAUUCCGACCUAGACGAUUUCAUCACAAGCCUAGAAAAACCAAACACAUCCAUAGACGAAGAGAAGGCAGAUUCACCUUCACAGGGCGCCGCGACCACGCCAUCCGUCACCUUGUCGAAUGCAGGAGAGCCGAUGAAGGACAAAAACCAGGCAGAUCCAACCCCGCCAACGUCUUCAGGCGUCUCCAACCUCGCAGGGGCGUCUGCAUCCGGACAACCCUUGACAAUACCAAACAUGUUACCAGCACAAAAAAAUUGCACUCCUCCACGACGUAUUGCCACAAAGGUUAGCUCCAAGCAAGCGCCGUCGCCACAGAAACGUUCGUUAAUGCCAGUUGAAGCCGAGGACGGCAUCCCGUCGCCAGCGACCAAAGUGGCCAAGACAGGGUCGUCCUCAAGCAUGCCCGUGGAGGUGAUCGCGUUGAACGAUACAAUGCAAAAAGCCAUGCCAAAGCAGAGUCGACCAGAUAUUGUUGUCCAAGCGUACUUCACGGCCCUUCGAACUCUGGACAGUCCAACAACCAGAGCCCUUUGCUUGACCAAAGUAGUCAAGAACUUGAUUCAGCAUCACCAAGUUCCGGCACUGGACAUCGCAGAAGCUGUCCUGAGGGCCAGCACGAAGUCUGCGACCUCGAUCGACACGUCUGUGUGCGUGGAUUUGCUGUGGCACAUUGCCCACCCCCGCCGCGCGGAUCUCUUGUCGAUUCUCCACUGCGUUGCGAUCCACAUCAAGAAGCCAUCCAAGCGACCAAACGUCAAGACACAAGCAACCUGGUGCCGUGUCCACACGCUAUUGUGUCGGCGCGCGGCGUGGAUGGCUGCCAGCCGUUCGUUCUUGGUCGAUCGAUUGGCCGAAGCGAAUCGUUCGAUUUGGGAUUUUGUCGCCAUGGCGCAGUCGUGGCCAGACAUUGUGGCGCCCAUCGGAAGAAGGAACUGCGCGUCGACCCUGUUGCCCACGACCAUUCGAUAUUUGCUGAGCGGGCUGUACCGCGACGAAGCUGCCAAACACAACCAGAACGCUGCAUUCUUUGAAGAACUCAACUCGUUGUGUCAACUCGACCCGCCCUUAUCCGACGACGACUACUUGGAGUCAUUUCGACAGCUCUUCGACCAGUCAGUGUUUGAAACGUGCGAGAGUGUGCGCCUCCUCUUGCGCGUGCGUGGGUGGAGGUGGUGUGCUGACCACAACAUCGUUGUACUUCUCUCCGAUCAACUGGACAACAUGUCGCAGACCAAACUCCGAGUCCUUGGCGUGGCGGCCGCGGUGUAUGUGACGUUUGGAUCUACCGAAGCUUCACUUAUCAACCAAGCGAAGCAGAUCGGAGAGCUCUUGACUCGAGUGUUAACGGACGCAACGCUUGCGGAAGGCGACAAAGAAUUGCAAAUUGCCGCUGCAACGGCGCUGGUGCAAUUGGCUCACAGUGUACCAACCAAGACGCUUCGCACAGCGUAUGUCGCGAGCGUCGUCGGGUGGUUUCGAGCGCAGUCGACGACGUGGCAAUUGCGCCAGUCCUCGUCGUUUCUGCGGCAUCUCCAGCAGGUUACAACAAUGGCGUAGAGAGACAACCUCCUGAAGCUGAAUGACUCCUUUUACCGACUGACCUCACACCGGUUCGCCCAUGCAUAAAGCUCACUCGGGCUCGCCCUACCCCACAACUUCCACCAUCGCGACCACGUCCUUAAUUUCGAGCGCCACAUAAAUCGCGGCGCUGUGCGCUGAAGUUUACUUUCCACUACCUGUCGUUUGCUGGAGGCUCGUGCAGACCCGUUCCAAUGACUUAAUCCUUUCCCAACAUCUUCGGCCGUCAUUUGGCUACAGAACCUCGUGACAUCCAUAUAUUCUAAAUUCAAUAUAUCUAAAUCCAUGUAUAGAAC